AUGGAGACCCCGACGACCCGUCCUCGCUGGCGGCUUCAACCGGAGGGGGGCCGCCGGCGUCCCCCGGCCCCUCGCCCCCCCUCGCCGUGCCCGGAGGAGGAUACGGAGGGAUCCCCGAUAUCCUCGGAGCGGGUGACCGAGAGACGUCGUUGGCCCCGGGGGGAAUGGACGCGACGGUUGGUACCGGCGUUGCACGGCGGCGGUGCCGGCACGGAGAUGCGUCGUUUGCGUUUCCGACAAUUCCGGUACCAGGAGGCGUCGGGUCCGCGGGACGUUUGCCGGAGGUUGCGGGAGCUGUCGCAGGGUUGGUUACGGCCGGAGGUGAGGAGUAAGGAGCAGAUCAUGGAGUUGCUGGUGCUGGAGCAAUUCCUCAGCAUCCUGCCCGAGGAAAUCCAGAGCUGGGUCUGGGUACGACAUCCCGAAUCCUGCGCCCAAGCCGUCGCCUUGGCCGAGAGCUUCCAGUUGGGACAGGGAGAUCCCGAUGGGAUUUGGGAGCAGCAGGUGACGGUGCGCGUGAAGGUGGAGGAGGUGGCCCCGGGGGACGCAGAGGACGCCGAAGUGUCAGGGGACCCACCGAACCCCCCGUCGGCGUCACCCCAGUUCCCCUCUGGGGACGACUGGCGGGAGGAGGUGGCCCGGGGCAAGGUCAAGUUUGUCUCCGAGGAAGAGGAGCGGCGCCUGCAGGAAGCAGGUCCCACCAUGGCAAGCAGAGACCCGGAGGCGUCCGUUUUGCAACGGCAAGACCCCCCGCACCCAGCCGGCACCCUUCAAGGUGUCCCGACAGCCAGGACCGCUGCCCAGAGGGGGACCCACCGGCGACAGAUCCCACGGGAUCCCACCACCUUCCCACAGCCCCUCACCCAAGGUCCGCCCAGACCGGCAGAGGACACCAGGAGCCCGGAGAAGCCCUGGGUGAAGCGAGAGCCAUCGGUGCAGGGGAAGGACCGUCCAUACCCCUGCGGCGAGUGCGGCAAGAGCUUCGGCCGGUUGACCCACCUGAAGACCCACCAGCGAACCCACACGGGAGUGAAGCCCUAUGCCUGCGGGGCUUGCGGCAAGAGCUUCGGCCACCUCUCUACCCUCACCACGCACCAACGGCUUCACACAGGCGAGCGUCCCUACGCCUGCGGCUCCUGCGGCAAGACCUUCACCAACCCGUCGGACCUCAACAAGCACCAACGGUCGCACACGGGCGAGCGACCCUACCCUUGCGCCGCCUGCGGCAAGCGCUUCAGCCAGCAGUCCAACCUCACCAUGCACCAACGGAGCCACACCGAGGAGCGACCUUACCCCUGCGGCGCCUGCGGCAAGAGCUUCAAGUACUUGGCGGACCUGACGGUGCACGAGCGCUCGCACACGGGCGAGAGACCCUUCCCCUGUCCCCACUGCGGAAAGACCUUCGCCGUGCCCUCGCACCUGGGGGUGCAUCGGCGGGUGCACACCGGCGAGCGACCCUUCGCCUGCGCCCACUGCGGCAAACGCUUCAGCCAGAGCUCGGCGCUGGCUCUGCACCGGCGCGGUCACACCGGCGAGCGGCCCCACGCCUGCGCUGAGUGCGGCAAAGCCUUCGCCGUCGCCUCUCACCUGGCCGCUCACCGCCGCAUCCACACCGGGGAGAAGCCCUUCCAGUGCACCGAGUGCGGCAAGGCCUUUGGGCAGAGCUCGCACCUGAUGCGGCAUUUGGGCACCCACACCGGCGAGAAGCCCUACAAGUGCGGCGCCUGCGCCAAGAGCUUCACCCAGAACUCCAACCUCCUGCAGCACCAGCGCACCCACACCGGCGAGAAACCCUACGAGUGCGGCGCCUGCGGCAAACGUUUCGGCUGGAGCUCCAACCUCAGCCAACACCGCCGUCUCCACAGCGGCCAGAAGCCCUUCCAGUGCGGCCAGUGCGGCAAAUGCUUUGGUGAGAGCGCCCGUCUGCUCGAGCACCAGCGCACCCACACCGGUGAGAAGCCCUACCGCUGCCCCGACUGCCCCAAGACCUUCAGCCGCGGCUCCCACCUUGCUCGCCACCGCCGCCUCCACGCAGCUGAGCAGGGGCCCGGUCCAGCCCUGGCAAUGCACCGGGGGCUCUGAGGGGCUCCCCAAGGAGAGAGGAGGAGGUGG
Haliaeetus leucocephalus (bald eagle) is the source of this 2109-nucleotide messenger RNA. RefSeq names its product zinc finger protein 2 homolog. Gene Ontology annotation, molecular function: RNA polymerase II cis-regulatory region sequence-specific DNA binding; DNA-binding transcription factor activity, RNA polymerase II-specific. Lineage: Eukaryota; Metazoa; Chordata; Aves; Accipitriformes; Accipitridae. Gene Ontology annotation, biological process: regulation of transcription by RNA polymerase II. Bases 1 to 2079 code for a protein of 692 amino acids. The transcript is spliced from 5 exons. The record is from RefSeq and is a predicted model, not a curated record.